UGGAUGAAACGACACCGACUCCAGUUCUGGAGAGUUUUUGCUUAAACCCGCGUAUUCGCCGGUUUACUUCCUGCGGUCUUCACCAGUAAAUCAAACAACUGAGAGAGAUGAAGAUAGCAGUGGAAGGAUGCAUGCAUGGAGAUCUCGAUAACGUCUACAAAACCCUUCAAUACAUUCAAGAUACUCAAAACACCAAAAUCGAUCUCCUCCUCUGCUGCGGCGACUUUCAGGCUGUGAGGAAUGAGAGAGAUAUGGAGAGCUUGAAUGUGCCACCGAGAUUUCGAGAGAUGAAGUCCUUCUGGAAGUACUAUUCCGGCCAAGAAGUGGCUCCUAUUCCUACUAUAUUCAUCGGCGGUAACCACGAGGCUUCCAAUUACUUGUGGGAAUUAUAUUAUGGGGGAUGGGCAGCGCCUAAUAUAUACUUCUUGGGUUUUGCUGGGGUAGUGAAGUUUGGCAACGUUCGUAUUGGUGGACUCUCUGGAAUUUACAAUGCUCGCCACUAUCAUUUGGGACAUUACGAGAGACCUCCUUAUAAUGAGUGUACCAUAAGGUCUGUUUAUCAUGUUCGUGAGUAUGAUGUCCAUAAACUCAUGCAAAUCAAGGAACCGAUUGAUAUCUUUCUUUCACAUGAUUGGCCUCUUGGUAUCACUGACUAUGGGAACUGGAAGCAACUUGUUCGGCAUAAACAAUUCUUUGAAAAAGAGAUUCAGGAAAAAACUCUUGGAAGUAAACCAGCUGCUCAACUGCUAGAAAAAUUGAAACCACCGUAUUGGUUUUCUGCCCACCUACAUUGCAAGUUUUCAGCUCUUGUUCAACAUGGUGAUGGUGGUCAAGUGACAAAAUUUCUUGCACUUGAUAAGUGUCUCCCUGGUCGCAAAUUUUUGCAGAUUGUUGAAAUUGAGUCUGAGCCGGGACCAUAUGAGAUUCAGUAUGAUGAAGAAUGGCUGGCAAUAACACGAAAGUUCAAUUCCAUAUUUCCUACGACCAACAGAAAUUCAAAUUAUGGGAAUGCACAGCUUGACAUGCAAGAUUGCCAUCAAUGGGUCAGGAAAAGACUGCAAGCAGAAGGGGCUAAACCUAUUGAAUUUGUGCAGACUGCUCCUCCUUAUGAUCCCUCCAAUUCUUGCUUGAACAGCUCCUCCAGUGGAUAUUUUCGGAAUCCUCAAACACAGUCAUUUUUGCAACUGCUUGAGCUUCCUUAUCUUCUUGAUAACUCAUUGGAGUCGAGGGAACAAAUCCAUAGUCCUGUUUCGUCAAUUCAAAGAGGUCUGAUUGACGAUACUAGUGAAGACAUUCCCAUUGACGAUGUGGAUGAAUUGGACGAACUUGCAGAAGUCAAUGAACAAUCCAAGAAUCAAGAUUGCAUCAUAUUGUAUAUGCUCUAUGAGGACUAUGAUAUUCGUACACAUAAUUGGAGGGCUACUCAAUUCAUAAGUAGCCAACCUAAUCCUAAUGAAGCUGACAUAGUUUGUGAUCAAUGCAGCAAAUAUCAAGGGAACUUAAGCUGGGCUGGAGUCCAGAGAUCAUUUUCGGCAGUGGCAACAUUCUCCCACACGGAGACCUUAGCGUUGGGGAAGGCGUUUGGUCAGGGAAAAUAUGACAUUCUCGUGAAUUUUUCUUUACCUGUUUCACAUAAUGGGGAAAAAAAACUCGAGCAGAUGCCCAUGAGUAUCUGUGCAAAGCCAAUCAACAAAGCCAUUGUGGGGAUAAAAACAAUGGUGUUUUCUGCAACACCUGAUUACUGCAAGUUUUUCUUUCUUGUCUUCUUUUCUCUUUCUGCUUCUUUUUCUUCUGCGAGUCUUUCUUUCAACUUCUAUGGAAUUUCAUGCCCAUCUGCUGAAUUUAUGGUCAGAAAUACAGUGAGAUCAGCUGCUUCAAAUGACCCAACCAUUCCUGGAAAGCUCCUCCGCUUGGUCUUCCAUGACUGCUUUGUGAAGGGUUGUGAUGCUUCUGUGCUUCUACAAGGAAAUGGGACAGAGCGUAGUGAUCCGGCAAACUUGUCUCUUGGAGGAUUUUCAGUCAUUGAAUCAGCUAAAAGAAUGCUCGAAUUCUUCUGCCCGGGAACUGUUUCUUGUGCUGACAUUCUUGCUCUAGCUGCUAGAGAUGCUGUUGAAUGGGCUGGCGGACCUGCAAUUGAUAUUCCAACAGGAAGGAGAGAUGGAAGGGUAUCUGUGGCUGCAAAUGUUAGACCUAAUAUAGUAGACACAAGUUUCACAGUGGAUGAAAUGCUUAGUCUCUUUUCCUCUAAAGGGUUGUCCCCAGAUGACCUUGUCACCUUAUCAGGAGCUCAUACUAUAGGAUCGGCUCAUUGUAGUGCGUUCAGUGAUCGGUUCCGAAAGGACUCCAAGGGGAUGACACACAUUGACGCAUCUUUAGACAGUAUUUACGCAGACGAGCUCAUGAAGAAGUGCCCGGCUGGCAGAGACUCCUCCAUAACUGUUAACAAUGACCCUGAAACAUCCUUGGUGUUUGAUAAUCAAUACUACCGAAAUCUUCUAACGCACAGAGGCCUUUUCCAAUCUGAUUCUGUUCUUUUAAAUGAUGAAAGAACGAGGAAACAAGUGGAGUUUUUUGCGGAAGAUCAAGAGAGCUUCUUUAGGAGUUGGAGCCAGUCAUUCUUGAAGCUUAUUAGCAUUGGAGUGAAGACAGACAAUGAAGGGGAUGUUCGAGUUUCCUGUUCGGGAAGUAAUGAUUAAAGAAACAUGGACACUUGAACUAUUCUUCCCUGGAAGGAAGCUCAGAACAAGCAGUACACUGAACAAAACUUUCCCUGCUGAUGGAUAUUGCAUUCUUCAUGACUACAUGCUUCUGGCUUUGUUUGCUUCUUGUUCUUUUAGUUUCGUUCUCUUUCCUUAGAAAAAUUGUCGAUAAGGAUUCGGGUUUUUUCAUGUUCAUAGAAGGGCUGCAGGGUAUAUAGGAGUUUUGUUUGGUGAUUAGGCCAAAUACCUAAUCCUUGUGAGUUGUGACUGCACAUUGGAGAGAUUAAUAUAAGAGAAUGCGUCAUAGUGGUCCAUCUGAUCAAA
Messenger RNA from Tripterygium wilfordii, 3023 nucleotides. RefSeq lists its product as uncharacterized. Gene Ontology annotation, biological process: hydrogen peroxide catabolic process; response to oxidative stress; mRNA splicing, via spliceosome. NCBI's taxonomy places the organism in Eukaryota, Viridiplantae, Streptophyta, Magnoliopsida, Celastrales, Celastraceae. The record is from RefSeq and is a predicted model, not a curated record. Gene Ontology annotation, molecular function: heme binding; peroxidase activity; RNA lariat debranching enzyme activity. Bases 108 to 2696 code for a protein of 862 amino acids. The transcript has 17 exons. Gene Ontology annotation, cellular component: nucleus.